AUAUCGAUCUACGAUAAUCAAUUCAUCAGUGGCACAGUGGCACAGUGGCACCGUAGGUUGGUUGGUAGGUUACUGGCACGGGUGCCUCAGCGCGCUCGGUGCUCCCGUUCCACCAUCCAUGGCGGGCGAUAAGAAAGGCCCAUGGCUGAUGGAUGGAUGAUCUUCGGCCCAUCUGACCAAUUUUCCCAAUUCCUUAUCUUGCGUCAAGGACGCGGAGGGGCGCAGAGUCGAAUUGGUCCUUUUCGUCCCUUUUCGUCCCUUUUCGUCCCUUUUCGUCCUUUUUCAUGUCAUGAUGGCGUACGGGGGAAAAGGCCACUAUCAGGGGCCCUCUUGGCUCUGCUGAUUGGCUUGCCGAGAGAAUCAAUGACGAGGGCGAUGAUACGGUUUAGCCUGUUCUUUAUAACUUCCUUCUAUCACCAUCGCCUACCUCCCUGCCCUCCCAUCUCCCAUCAAGCAGGUUGAAUCGCUCAUCCGUCCAUCCACUCAUCGUCGAAAGAAAGGAUCUGGAAAGGCUCUGGUCCCCCUAGGCUCGCUCCUUCCCCCGCCAAUCUUGUAUAUACCU
This is a messenger RNA of Aspergillus brunneoviolaceus CBS 621.78, 562 nucleotides long. RefSeq lists its product as uncharacterized. The coding region runs from base 142 to 462 and encodes 106 amino acids. The transcript is spliced from 2 exons. NCBI's taxonomy places the organism in Eukaryota, Fungi, Ascomycota, Eurotiomycetes, Eurotiales, Aspergillaceae. The record is from RefSeq and is a predicted model, not a curated record.